AUGGAUGCUCAUCCAAGCGACAUCGGCGGUAUCCAAUGCAGCUACAACGAUGCAACGAACGACGCGACGAGGGGCUCAGCUCCAACAUGGCUACACCCAACGACCAAACAUACCCCUACCUCCCGCUCGACCCCUCAACCCACGAAAUUCCGCCUCCUCACCCUCUCCUAUCCCCCAGAACCACCACCACCACCCCCACCCUCAACCAACCCUCCCAACCCCUUCCCCUCCCCACCCACCUACACCCUCACCCUCACUCACGCCGCCCUCUCCCCCACGCCCCCAACAUUCACCGCCCUCUCCUACGUUUGGGGCGCCCCCCUCACCCCUUCCACCACCACCACCACGCCCCCUCCCCACCUCACCAUCAGCACCCACCGCAUCCCCGUCACCGCCAACCUCCACAGCGCCAUCACCCGCCUCACGCGCCAGCGCUGGGCCGGCCGCCUGUGGGUGGACGCGCUGUGCAUCAACCAGCGCGACACGGCCGAGAAGAACACCCAGGUGCCGCUGAUGAGCCGCAUCUACCGCGCCGCCGCGCAGGUGCUGGUGUGGCUGGGCCCGGAGCCGGACGGGGCCGCGCUACACGCGGUGAGGGAGCUGGGCGUGCUGUGGCGGGAGCAGGUGCGGGAACAGCCGGGGGGCGUGGGGGAUGCGCGGAGGGUGGAGGCGUUUGUGAGGACCGUGAGGGGGUUUGCGAUUACCGAGGGGGGGGUUCAGGGGAUGGGAGGGGGAGGGGGAAGGGUGGGGUUUGAUUUAGAGGCGGUUUGGCGGUUGUUUAGGGGGCGUGUGUGGUGGCGGCGCGUGUGGAUUAUUCAGGAGGUGGUGCUCGCGCGGAAGGCGGUUGUGAUGUGUGGCGAGGACCCGGAAGCGGGCGUGACGUCCGUGGCGUGGGAGGAUGUCAGCGAGUUGAUGAUGAGCGCCAUUCAAGCCACCGACCCCCGAGACCGGAUCUAUGGCCUACUUGGGAUGGUGCGCGAAAAAGACCGCAUCAGAAUCCCCGUCGACUAUUCCCCAACCAUGACAAUCAACAAGGUGCUUUUUGCCGUUGCAAAGGCGCUCCUUGAGGAUCACGGUCCAGAUAUUCUAUGCUUCUGCCACAGGACAUCUCGAAGCCAGCCUCAAAACACCAAGGACGCGCUCCCCUCGUGGGUACCUGAUUGGACUGCCCCCCGCAUGAUGCCCCAAAUUGGUGGUGUUUCUUUCGGCGCCGAGAGCGAGGCGGCUGCGCGCGGCGAUUCCAGUGGCGGAGCCCGCUGGCAAGACUGGGCUCCCAAGAGCCGGGUUAAAGGUGUCGUCUAUAAACAGCCGGUGGUAUCACUGCCGGGAAUCGUUGUCGGCCGAGUUGCAAGAGUUGGAAGGGUGUUCAAAGCGGCCCCGGGUUCAUCUGACUAUCUUGAUGAAUGCCGGCGCUGGCUGUUGGAGAUCAAUCAGAUGGUCACCGAGAGCCCUUGCUUUUGUCCUAGAGCCGAACUUGAUAAGGAGACGUGGCGCGUUCCCAUCACGGAUAUGGGCCUUGUGAAGCGAGCAGACGCAGAGGGCCCCGCUAGAUUCAUCCACGGAUUCAAUGUCCUGACCGGCAGGGUGUCCCCUCCACCGGCGCUGCUCAGUGAUACGGCUAAAAGUGACUGGAUUAUGUCUGAGUCCUGGGAUUACCGUCGGGCAUGGAAGAUUUAUAAUCGGCGGGCAUUGGUUGAUGACACUGGACGGCCGGGGCUGGGACCAGAAGAAACCGCCGUUGCCGACGAAAUUGCAGUACUCGCCGGGGGACAUGUACCCUUCAUCCUCCGCGGCGAACUGGGCCAGAUGAGUGCCAACAUUCCGCCUCGGCAUCAACUUGUUGGCCCAACCUACAUCUUUGGGCUGGCGGACGGGGAAGGGGUCACAGAUGAGAAGGCUUUCACCGAAAUUGAACUUGGCUGA
Molecule: messenger RNA, 1923 nt
Organism: Chaetomium globosum CBS 148.51
Lineage: Eukaryota; Fungi; Ascomycota; Sordariomycetes; Sordariales; Chaetomiaceae
Exons: 3
Coding region: 1-1923 (640 amino acids)
Source: RefSeq, a predicted model, not a curated record